AUGCAUUAUAUCACGGAAGUUCGUUUCUUAAAUAUUAUGAUUACUCUACUGAAGGAUUCAAGCAAAAACAUUAGAAUAUGCGCCUUCCACGUUUUUAAGGUUUUUGUUGCCAAUCCAAACAAGCAUCGCAGCAUCAUCGAGGCUUUGAUCGAAAAUCGCAGAGAACUACUGAAGCUACUCCAAAAUCUUCCUACGAGUAAAGGCGAAGAUGAACUUGAUGAGGAGAGAGAUCUAAUUAUUCAGGAGAUCCAGAAGCUGGCCUGCUCAUCAACAUGAUAGUCACUUGAAUCAAUGGAAUAGAUGGUUUA
This is a messenger RNA of Oryza brachyantha (malo sina), 308 nucleotides long. Its product is annotated as degreening-related gene dee76 protein-like. NCBI's taxonomy places the organism in Eukaryota, Viridiplantae, Streptophyta, Magnoliopsida, Poales, Poaceae. Bases 1 to 276 code for a protein of 91 amino acids. The transcript has 4 exons. Gene Ontology annotation, molecular function: protein serine/threonine kinase activator activity. The record is from RefSeq and is a predicted model, not a curated record. Gene Ontology annotation, biological process: intracellular signal transduction.